GCCCCGCGGAUUGGCUGCCCCGGCCUGGCGGCCGCCGCGUCGCCCCGCCUCCAACCCCGCCGAGCGCCCCCAGUGGCUGGCGGCCGGCGUCGCCCUCCUGGCGGGAGAUUCCUGGGGCGCCGGGCGCAGGGCAGGGCGACCAUGGAGCAGCUGCGGGAUGUGCGGGAGCGGCUGCAGGCGUGGGAGCGCGCGUUUCGGCGGCGGAGCGGGCGGUUGCCGGGCCAGGAGGACGUGGAAGCGGCGCCCGAGGAGACCCGCGCGCUCUACCGGGAGUACCGCACCCUGAAGGAGGCACUGGGUCAGGCCGGCGGCGUCGGGCCUCACGGCUCGGAGCAGUCGCUUCCCGCGGCGGCGGCCGAGGAGAUGCUGGAGCCCAGCUGCUGGGGGCCCCACCUGAAUCGGGCCGCGACCCAGAGCCCCCAUCCUCCAUCAAGGCUCAGCUCUCAGGGAUCUGUGCAGGACUACGGGAAGAGGCUUAAGGCCAACCUAAAGGGCAGUCUGCAGGCUGGGCCAGCCCUGGGCCGAAUACCCCGGCUUACACGAAGAUCCUCCUCCAAGAUGCCUUCCCCAGGGCCACCAGGCACAGGAGCUGCCACCAUCUCUCCAGAAGAAGUCAGUGAGGUGCCCCCCCAGCCUCCCAGGCCCGAGCUGAGGCCAGGCCGGCCCCAGCAGUUGAGGGCAUCCCUGAGCCUGCGGCUGGGCUCCCUAGACCCAGGCUGGCUGCAGCGGUGUCACAACGGGACCUCAGAUUUUCUGGGGGUUCCCAGGGCCUGCCAGCCUUGCCUGGGUGCAGAAGAGUCCCAGCUUCUUACUCCAGGUGUUGCAUCUGUCUUCGGUCCCAGCGCUGGCCCUGAGGUGCCUUUACAGGGCCCAGAGACUCCAACCCUACUAGCAGCUGGUAUCAGUGCAGGAAACUCUCAGCCUGGUACCCGUCAAGGCAAGAAGCGGAGAUGGAGUGGGGAGCUGGAGGGAAGCCCUGCACAGACCCAGCAGGACAGCAGCCAAGCAGGACCCCUGCCUGCAGGAGCUGUGGCUGCAGUGGCUACAGAAGACUGUCCAGAGCAGCCUGUGCAGGCACAGCCCCCCAGCAAGCCCCCAGCCCCCAGGUAUCACUGCCCUAGCCCCAGCAGCGCUGCCUUCAGUCGCGCCAUGGUGGGGAGGGCUGUGGGUGCAGUCGACCUGUGCGUCUCUUCUAGACUUGCUGUCCAGAACAGGGGGAACUAUGUGCGACUCAACAUGAAGCAGAAACGCUACGUACGGGGCCCGGCCUCAAGGGGCAGGCUCCUUCGCAAGCAGGUAUGGAAGCAGAAGUGGCAGAAGAAAGGAGAGUGUUUUGGGGGUGGUCAGCGCAGAGCCACAGCCCAGGAUUCUUGCUCCCAGUGUGGGCAGCUCAGUCACUGGGCAUCCCAGUGCCCUCAGCCAGGUGAAGAGGACACAGAGCCUGCGGGGUCUGAGCUGCUGGUGCCCACAGGGCAGUCUGUGCCCAAGGCUCCUUGUCCGCCUCCUGUGCCACCACUCUAUCCGCCAGGGCCUUUGGGGCAGGUGGUAGACACGCCAGCUGAGGUGCUUCAGGCCCUGGAGCAGCUGGGGCACCAAGCCUUCUACCCUUUGCAGGAGCGUGUGGUCAUGCGGAUCCUGUCUGGUGUGUCCACGUUGCUGGUACUGCCCACGGGGGCUGGUAAGUCCCUGUGCUACCAGCUCCCCGCACUGCUCUACUUCCGGCGAAGCCCCUGCCUCACGCUGGUCGUUUCUCCUCUCAUGUCGCUCAUGGACAACCAGGUUUCCGGCUUGCCCCCAGGCCUGAAGGCGGUCUGCAUCCACUCGGGGAUGACCAAGAAGGAGCGGGCCUCCGCCCUGCAGAAGGUUCGGUCAGCCCGGGUGCAAGUGCUGAUGCUGUCGCCAGAGGCGCUAGUUGGGGCGGGGGGCGCUGCCCUCCUCGCUCAGCUGCCACUGGUCGCCUUUGCCUGCAUCGACGAGGCCCACUGCCUCUCCCAGUGGUCCCACAACUUCCGGCCCUGCUACCUGCGUGUCUGCCAGGUGUUGCGCGAACGCGUGGGUAUAGGCUGCUUCCUGGGUCUCACAGCCACGGCCACGCGCAGCAGUGCCCUUGACGUGGCCCGGCACCUGGGCGUGGCCGAAGAGUCUAUCCUCAGGGGGCCGGGCACCAUCCCUGCCAACCUGCACCUCUCUGUGUCUUCGGACAGGGACCCAGACCAGGCUCUGGUGACGCUGCUGCAGAGUGAUCGUUUCCGUGCCCUGGACUCUGUCAUCGUCUACUGUAACAGACGAGAGGACACGGAGCGUGUCGCUGCCCUGCUGCGCACCUGCCUGCAUGAGGCCCAGGCCCCAGGAUCCCGAGGCCGAGCCCCGGAGGCUGUGGCUGAAGCCUACCACGCCGGCAUGGGCAGCAGGGAGCGGCGGCGGGUGCAACGGGCCUUCAUGGAGGGCCGGCUGCGGGUGGUGGUGGCCACGGUGGCUUUCGGGAUGGGGCUGGACCGGCCAGACGUGCGGGCCGUGCUGCACCUGGGGUUGCCCCCAAGCUUUGAGAGCUACGUGCAGGCUGUGGGCCGGGCUGGGCGUGAUGGGCAGCCUGCACAGUGCCACGUCUUCCUCCGGCCCCAGGGUGAGGAUCUGUGGGAGCUGCGCAGACACGUUCACGCCAACGUCAUCGACUUCCUCGCCGUGAAGAGGCUGGUGCAGCGCGUGUUCCCUCCCUGUGCUUGCGCCCGGCAGCCCCCAGAGCAGCAGGGAGACGAGAGCCAGGAAGGGCACUUGGCCAGGGUCCUCGUGGCUACAUCUCCCCAGGACGCUGACCAUCCCAGCCUUGAGCACACAACCCGGUGCCCGGGCCACAAGCGGGCGCUCCCGGUGCAGCCAACUGUGCAAGCCCUGGAUUUGCCCGAGGAGGCCAUCGAGACUCUGCUGUGCUACCUUGAGCUGCACCCACAGCGUUGGCUGAAGCUGCUGGCGCCCACCUAUGCCUGCUGCCACCUGCGCUGCCCCGGGGGCCCCACCCAGCUCCAGGCCCUGGCCCGCAGGUGUCCCCCACUGGCUGUGUGUUUGGCCCGGCAGUGCCCCAAGACGACAGGUGGGGGAAGCAGUUCUGUGGAGCUGGACAUGGUCGAGCUGGCAGACUCCAUGGGCUGGGAGCUGGCCCCCGUGCGGCGGGCUCUCCACCAGCUGCGGUGGGAUCCAGAGCCCGGGACAGGUGUGCCUCAGGGCACGGGGGUGCUGGUGGAGUUCAGGGAGCUGGCCUUCCACCUGCACAGCCCCGGGGACCUGACAGCCCAGGAGAGGGACCAGAUCUGUGACUUCCUGCACGGCCGCGUGCAGGCCCGUGAGCAAGAAGCCCUGGCCCGCCUGCACCGCACCUUCCGGGCUUUCCACAGCGUGGCCUUCCCCAGUUGUGGGCCGUGUCUGGAGCAGCCCGAUGAGGCACGCAGCGGCAGGCUCAAGGCCCUGCUCAGCCACUACUUCGAGGAGGAGUUAGAAGCACCGGGGGGCGUGGAGGCCGAGGAGGACCCUGAGCCAGGACAGGCCAGGCUCCAGGACUGGGAGGACCAGAUCCGCCGGGACAUCCGCCACCUCCUGUCCUCGUGGCCAGAGCAGCGGUUCUCAGGCAGGGCUGUGGCCCGGAUCUUCCACGGCAUCGGAAGCCCCUGCUAUCCGGCCCAGGUGUACGGGCGGGACAAGCGCUUCUGGAGAAAGUACUUGCACCUGAGCUUCCAUGCCCUCGUGCACUUGGCCACAGAGGAGAUCCUGCUGUGGGGCUGCUGACCACCCUGCCGCGGAAGGACCCAGUUCCCCCACGUCACAAGCACGGGCCUGAGCAGGGGCUGCGUGGCCACAGCGUGGGGGGGUAUCAGGUGCAGCAGGUCCUCAAGGCAAAGAUGGGCGUAGGUAUCAGUGGCCAGGACAGCGACCAACCACUCUGGACAAACGCCACCACCAGUAGCAUGGGGGCAAGGAGCCCCCAAAGUGCAGAAUAAAAGAUGCUCGAGCCA
Delphinapterus leucas (beluga whale) is the source of this 4004-nucleotide messenger RNA. The record is from RefSeq and is a predicted model, not a curated record. NCBI's taxonomy places the organism in Eukaryota, Metazoa, Chordata, Mammalia, Artiodactyla, Monodontidae.